CCACUUUUUGGCCGCCAAGGGGGGUGUGCGCGCACCUAUCUGUCUACGCGCAAGAAAUGAAAACAACCGCGCAAGAAAUGAGAACAACAAACAACUUACUGAAUAUAUUUUUUUACAAGAAAAGCCUACCACUACCACUUUUAGGAGAAGAAGCGGUCCAUCUCUUGAGGUAGAAUGUAGUGAAAUAAUACUAGCUGGAUAUUGAUUUUAAUAAUUUUCAAAUCACUUCUCAGUUCUUUGUCGUCGUCUGAAGAGCUCAGCUAGCCCUAGUUCCUCCCUACCACAGGUACCCCAAACAGCCAAAAGGCUUGAUCCCAAAGCCAGACGAAAACCUCGUGACUUGGGCUCAUCGGAGAUGUAAUUUUCUCGUCCAUUGCAAAAUAAAAUCUACAAGUCACGUUAUUCUAAACCCGAAAUGAUUGACGCUGAUUUAGCUGCAGCUACGAAAUACGGGUCGUUGGACGAUCCUUUGGAUCGAGGAAACCCAAUGGUUCAAGCAGAACGCUCAAUAAGCCUAAGUCACGGCAAGGACAGAGUCGGACGAAUGGUGCUAGCAACGUUUAUCGCCGCUCUAGGUCCUCUAAGCUUUGGAUUCUGCCUGGGAUAUUCGUCUUCCGCGUUAGAGGACCUUAUAGCAGAGAGUAAGGAGUCUGUGAAGCUAACAGUAUCUCAGGGAUCGUGGUUUUCGUCUCUAGUUACGCUGGGUGCCAUCUUGGGAGCCCCGUUAGGAGGUUGGACGUUGGAAUACUUUGGCCGUAAAGGUACAAUUAUGGCUUGUGCUGUACCAUUUGAGGUUGGCUGGAUGCUUAUUGCCUAUGCUAAUUCCCAUUAUAUGCUGUACAUUGGACGAUUCAUCACUGGGCUGGCUGUUGGGAUGGUUUCUCUUACUGUACCUGUUUAUAUAGCUGAAAUAUCUUCCCCCAGUCUCCGUGGCAUGCUCGGCAGUGUCAAUCAGCUAGCUGUCACGAUGGGUCUCCUCUUAGCAUACAGCAUGGGGGUAGUGUUAAAGUGGAGGUGGCUUGCCUGUAGCGGUGCGAUAUUCCCUGCAUUACUUGUUGUCCUGAUGUUUUUCGUACCUGAGACCCCUCGGUGGUCGCUCAGCCACAAGCGAAGGCGUGAUGCUUUGGAUGCAAUGAUGUGGUUCCGAGGGCCAGAAGCUGAUGUUGAAGAGGAAUGCUAUCGUAUUGAAGCAACUAUGGAUAAUACUCAGUCCAUGUCAUGUGCAGAGUUCUGCCGGCCAGCAAUCAUGAAGCCCCUCUUUAUCAGCAUCGCGCUCAUGUUCUUCCAGCAAUUCUGUGGAAUCAAUGCUAUACUUUUCAACUCUGCAAGCAUCUUUCACCAAGCAGGUUUCCAAGAUAGUAAAGCUGUCUCUGUUAUUAUUGGAGCUGUUCAGUUUGUAGGUACCGGCAUUGCAUGCCUGGUAGUAGACAAGGCAGGGAGAAAGCUUCUUCUUUGGACAACAGCCCUAGGCAUGACUGUAAGCUUGAUAGCACUUGGAUUCUACUUUGAACUUUACAUCCCUACAACUCAAGAGCAGCCAACCCCAACUCCAGCUUUGCUUGAAUCCAUCCAUCAUUCCAUACCUGCUGGUAAAAUCUCUUGGUUGGCGAUAACAAGCAUUGUAGUGUUCAAUUUGGUGUUUGCUCUUGCCUGGGGUCCAGUUCCAUGGCUUGUCAUGUCCGAGAUUUUCCCUCUUCAAGCGCGUGGAAUUGCAAGCAGUAUCUCCACCUUGUGUAACUGGUCUCUGGCAUUUGCAGUUACAAAGACUUUUGUGAACAUUGAAGAUGCCAUCACUAUCCAAGGCACCUACUGGUUUUAUGGGGGACUGUCUUUUCUAGGGUUUUUGUUUGUUUUGAUGUUUGUUCCAGAAACAAAAGGCAAGACAUUGGAGCAGAUUGAAAGGCUUUUUGAUGGCACUCUAGUAACACCAAGAGAAGAGAUUCAAAGUAGCUAGGCAUCUCUACACAGGUCAAACUAAAUUUGCAAAACACAUUUGGUUAACAUUGCAUAAGCAAAUACCAUAUGUGGACCAAACUUUUAUAUAUACAUACAAACAGUUAAGCCCUGAUGUUGUUUGAAAGGAAAGCAGUACUCAGGGUUCUUAAAUAAGAAGAUAUUUAGCCUCAGUAUCAGGCAAUUUAUAUUUUUCUGAAAUUGGAGAGGAAAUAAUGUACUUCAUAACUAAGAUAAAAAGGGGUCUGACUCUCAGGCUAGGAGAUAUUCAGGGAUUGAACAUCAGUUAUUAUAAUUUGUUUUUACUUCUGCCAUUUUUGUGUGAACCAAGGUGCAGUUUGACCUGAAACACACAAUACCUUAUGUUAUUUGCAAUUGGCAACUUGCACUAAGAAUUCACAUGAUGAUGAAACACGGCCAAAAUCUUGGAGAUUCACAGAAAGCCCCAUAUAGUUGAUGAACCGCAUGUGAGUACAUUACAUUUUUCCUUUUUGUGAUGUGCAUUUGUCUGUUUCAUGUAAGCAUUUCAGUCCACAUUGUGAGUAGAAAAACAAGUAAGAAUAGAAAAAGUCUUGAUCAAUAUUUACAUACUGUAUCCUGUUUUCCAGGCACACCAGUACAGUAAAAUUUAAUCAAUAAUAAAUUAAAUGGAUUUAGAAAGAAAAUGCAAAAAAAGUUAUAAAAAAUGUUAUAAGUAUUUACCAAGUACAUACCCUGGUUCUAGAGCCUCUAAUGUCUCUCUAUUUCAUGGACCCAGCGGAGCCCAAUUUCUCAUUACAAACUUGCUGGUCACUAAAUAGAGAGUCGUUCAAGGCUGUAGAACCAGGGAACCAUGUACAGAGAAAAUUGUAAGAUUUGCCUUCAUGCUUUGCAUGAAUAAUAGUUAAAUAAAAUCCAUAAAGAUUUUGCA
Molecule: messenger RNA, 2863 nt
Organism: Nematostella vectensis (starlet sea anemone)
Lineage: Eukaryota; Metazoa; Cnidaria; Anthozoa; Actiniaria; Edwardsiidae
Product: solute carrier family 2, facilitated glucose transporter member 8
Exons: 4
Coding region: 416-1954 (512 amino acids)
Biological process (GO): carbohydrate transport; transmembrane transport
Cellular component (GO): membrane
Molecular function (GO): sugar transmembrane transporter activity
Source: RefSeq, a predicted model, not a curated record